ACCAAAAUAACAGACACCGGCUUGCAUUUCUUUCUCAAAUCUCUGUUCUUUUUUUUUUUUUUUAUAAAAAAGAGGUUUUUUAAGCUACCGUGCAAUACUUGCUCACGGAAUUCUCAUGUUCGUUUUCCAUUCACCACGAAUUUCUUUCUGAAAUGGUCAUAAACCACAGGUUUCAAAGAGAUCCAAACAUCCCUGGCUCUGGUCUAAAGUUUCAUGAACCGAGUCCAAUGAGGAUACGUACUCAAUUUACCUUAAGAAAAAAUAAAAGCAUAAUUUGCAACUUCCCAAUGAAAGAUUCUUUGGAUUGUGUUUUGUUUGAUCCAUGAUGUCUUGAUGUGAUGCAAGUUGAAUGAAAGACAGGGUGCUGCCACAAGAACCUACGCUGAUCACUCAAUAAGGUGACGAUAAUCAAUGCACCGAGUAAACGUCCACUUGUACUUGCCAUUAUAUAAAUAUAUAUAUAUAGAUAUAUGCUAGUGCGAACAAGAAAUGCAAUAACACAAAUUAAGGUUGCAAGAUUCCCAAAAACCUGAAACAAAAACUACAGGAUCUUCUUAACUAGGAGUUUUGUUUAAAUUGCUAUCUACGUAUGCUCUCUUUGUUGUCAUACGCUCUACUUCUGCCAAAAACUAGAUCCGAAGAUACAAUACAAAGUCUAGGCCCUUUAACCUCUCCAUCUCUUUCUGAUCAACCAGAGACAUGGAAGCAGGGAUUCUUUGGCAAACUAGAAGUCCUACGCCAUCCCUGCCGCGACAGCCGCGUGGUUGUAAGAUCAAAUAUCACUCUCCUGCUAUUCUUGCAGUUCUUACAAGAGCACCGGAUAAUAACAUGACUGGAGUAACAGAGAAAAGGAAAGCUUCAAAUCGGACAGACAAAUUAGCAGGACUUACGAAAAAGACUAUCUAUAAUGAUAGCUGGUUUGCCGAGCUAGCGAUAAACUAUCUAUCACAGCAAUUUCAAGAUGCUACAGGGUUAAGAAACAGCAAGAGAGGUUAUGAGAGCUUGGCGCAGACAGCUACAGAUACAUGGCAGAAAUUCAGUCCAAUUCAACAGCACGGGCUUGUGCUUCAAUCUCUUAAUCGAGCCAUCCCCAGACUGAUCUUGAACAUGAUAAAGAUAAUGCUACCAGAGUCCACGUUUAAAAGAGAAUACUUCGCUGCCUUCACCACCUUGUUCUUUGCUUGGCUAGUCGGACCCAGUGAGGUGCGGGAAUCUGAGUUCAACGGAAAAAAGGAAAAGAAUGUAGUCCACAUAAAAAAGUGCAGGUUUUUAGAGGAGACAAACUGUGUUGGGAUGUGUACCAAUCUGUGUAAGAUUCCGAGUCAAACAUUUAUCAAGCACUCCCUUGGAAUGCCAGUUGACAUGGUUCCUAAUUUUGAUGAUAUGAGCUGUGAGAUGAUAUUUGGUCAGGAGCCUCCGGUAAUAACUGAAGAUCCAGCAUUCAAACAGCCAUGCUAUAAACUAUGUAAAGCAAACCGAAAGCACAUUAUGAAAUGCUCAAAUUAACAUGAAGAUGCAAGGAAGGAGGAGUUCGUUUUACAAUCUGAACCUUUUAUCCUGACAACUAAUUGAGAGAUAUUUCUUUCAUACGGUAUACAAUCCAGAAGUUCAUGACCACUUGUACUAAGUCACAAUAUUGUAAUGAUUUUUUACUUAUUCAAUAUACCACUUAAGAUAUGAGAGACAACUUGUUCCGCACUGGUAAAGAAACGGUAAUAUUGUAUCUACUGUAGUUUUGCUCUGUUU
Populus euphratica (Euphrates poplar) is the source of this 1746-nucleotide messenger RNA. Its product is annotated as beta-carotene isomerase D27, chloroplastic-like. Gene Ontology annotation, biological process: strigolactone biosynthetic process. Bases 700 to 1506 code for a protein of 268 amino acids. NCBI's taxonomy places the organism in Eukaryota, Viridiplantae, Streptophyta, Magnoliopsida, Malpighiales, Salicaceae. Gene Ontology annotation, cellular component: plastid. Gene Ontology annotation, molecular function: iron ion binding; cis-trans isomerase activity. The transcript is spliced from 7 exons. The record is from RefSeq and is a predicted model, not a curated record.